This is a messenger RNA of Sus scrofa (pig), 4808 nucleotides long. RefSeq names its product SET and MYND domain containing 4 (gene SMYD4). The record is from RefSeq and is a predicted model, not a curated record. Gene Ontology annotation, biological process: heart development. Gene Ontology annotation, molecular function: histone deacetylase binding. Gene Ontology annotation, cellular component: cytoplasm; nucleus. Lineage: Eukaryota; Metazoa; Chordata; Mammalia; Artiodactyla; Suidae.
CACGUGACCCACCAGAGCCCGGGUCCCGGGCCUAGUCGCUGGAUGGUGGGGCCUUGGCGCGGGCCGCGGAGCCUCCGGGCGCGCGAAGCGUGACGCAGGAGUAGCGAGCGAAAGGCGCGAGAGAGACGCGUUUCAGGAGCUUUCCCAGUGGGCUCUCGGAAGCGUACCCCACACGGCCCUUACCCGGCGGACAAAGACUGGUAGCCCAGGGCAGUGGUAGCGCUCUUCCCAAAUACCUCUGCUGUUAGUAGUUAAAGCAAUGACCUGACUCCUUCAGCAACCCAGCGCUCAGCUCCCGCUCAGCUCCCGCAGGCGCCAGACCCUGGGCUUGGCACAGUGGAGGUUUCUCCGGGUAAAUAAGACCUGGUCCCUAUCCUCAGAGGAGAGCGCAGUCUUUCGAGGAACUUUCUGCUUUUAUAGAUCUUAAGUAGCAUGGAUCUGCCGGUGGAUGAGUGGAAAUCAUACAUACUUCAGAAGUGGUCUUUGCUCCCCAAGUCCAUUCAGGUCACAAUUUCUACAGCAGAGGCCCUGAGCGAUAUCUUUCUCCACUCAUCUUUGCUUCUUCAGCCUGAGGAUGAGAUGUUUUUAAAAAGGCUUUCUGGAGGUUACCUUGUAGGAAAAGACCCAGGUGCUCCCCUUUUCUACAGAGAAGAAGGAAACAAAAAAUUCCAUGAGAAGGAUUAUAUGGGAGCCACACUACUCUACUCCAAGGGAGUAGCCCAUUCAAGGCCCAGCACUGAGGACAUUUCGCUGUGUUAUGCCAACCGCUCUGCAGCCCUCUUCCACCUGGGUCAGUAUGAAACAUGCCUUAAAGACAUCGUCAGGGCGCAGUCGCAUGGAUAUCCAGAAAAUCUUCAACCCAAGAUGCUGCUGCGUAAGGCAGAGUGUCUGGUGACCCUGGGGAGACUACAGGAGGCGAGCCAGACCAUCAGUGACCUUGAGAGUAACUUUGCUGCCACACCAACCCUAGCAGCUUCCCAAUUUCAGAUUCUGCAGAGAACCCUCUGUCGUCUGAAAAGGAAGGUACAAGAAAAGGAGACUCUCACGGAAACCUUCCCAGCCCUUCUCACCAAGGCCUUGGAGGAUAUGGAGCUGAGGGAAGAGAACGUGCACGUGCGCGGUGCCUCAUCGUCCGUCAGCUUACGCGUGGACCCUUUAAAAGGCCGCUCUCUGGUCGCCACAAAAGAUAUCCUCCCAGGCGAGCUUCUGGUGAAAGAGGAUGCUUUUGUGAGUGUCCUUAACCCAGGAGAAAUGCCACCACGACACGAAGGCCUGGAGAGCAAGUGGGACACCAGAGUUACCAAUGGGGACCUUUACUGUCACCGGUGUUUGAAGCCCACAUUGGCCACAGUUCCCUGUGAUGGGUGCAGCUAUGCCAAGUAUUGCAGCCAAGAGUGUCUGCAGCAGGCCUGGGACCUCUACCACAGUGUGGAGUGUUCUCUUGGGGGGCUGCUUCUCACCCUGGGUGUCUUUUGCCAUGUUGCCCUGAGGUCUACACUUUUAGCUAGAUUUGAGGAUGUUGGCAAAGUCAGAAUGACGCUUUGUGGUGAGACGUGUAACAGAGACGUCUCUUCCCCUGAAGGCAAGAAUCUGGCACAAGCACUCAGUUAUGACCUGGGAGGAGAGAGAGAGCAAAGAGGCAAAACAGUUGAGACCUCAGUUCCUGGAUGUGGUAUCGAUGGAAAGUAUGAAAAUAAUUAUAACGCUGUCUUCCACCUUUUACCCCAUACUGAAAACCAUAGUCCAGAGCACAAAUUCCUCUGUGCACUAAGUGUUUCUGCACUGGGCAGGCAGCUCCAAGCAGCCGGUUCACAGCCCUUCACAGCAGGUCUGAAGUCAUCGAAGCUGGAAGCAGCCGAGGCCCCUGUGUUGUAUCCCGAGUGGAAUAUUUGGGGAGUGGCCAUGCUGAGACACAUGUUACAGCUGCAGUGUAAUGCUCAGGCAAUCACGGCCAUUCAGCAGACAGGAUCUAAAGGGAGCCUCAUUACUGAGCACAGGCAGGUACGCCUUGCCACCGGCCUCUUCCCCGUCGUCAGCCUCCUGAACCAUUCCUGCAGCCCCAACGCCAGCGUGUCCUUCAUCAGCACCGUCGCCACCGUGCGGGCAUCACAGCCCAUUCGGAAGGGGCAAGAGGUUCUCCACUGCUAUGGGCCUCACGAGAGUAGGAUGGGUGUUGCUGAGAGGCACCAGAAGCUGAGGUCUCAGUAUUUCUUUGACUGCAACUGCCCGCCUUGCGAACGAGAGAAGCAGAGACCCUCGGCGUUGGAACCGAGGAGGGAAGCCUUCUGCUGUCACCGUUGCAGAGCUCUCCUGCAGGGAGAUGAUGUUCUGAGCUGUGGCAGCACAUCUUGUCCGGCAUCGGUCCGUAGGCAUCACCUAGACUCUCGGCUGCAAGACCUUCAGCAGCAGGUGGGGCUGGCCCGGAAGCUUCUCCGAAACUGUAAAGCAGAACGAGCCAUUCAGCUGUUGUUGGGGUGCCAACACGAUGCUGAGAGCUUCCUGUCAGCAGAACACAGUGUGGUGGGAGAAAUCGCGGAUGACCUGGCCCAGGCCUAUGCUGCCUUAGGGGACUGGAAGAAGUCAGCGAGCCACCUACAGAAGAGUCUUCGGGUAGUUGAGGUUCGCCACGGGCCGUCCAGUGUUGAGAUGGGCCAUGAGCUCUUCAAACUGGCCCAAAUCUUCUUCAAUGGCUCUGCCUUGCAAUGUGUUUGUGUCUCAUCUGCCCUUCUAGAUCGUAAGAUCCUUGAAGACAAAAGCGAUCUACUUUGCGUUCUUCGCAGGGUGUGAAUAGGCCCUCAAUUCAUGUUUGCCUGAUUGAACGCAUGGAUUCACUCCUCUUACCUCCUUUGGUUCAGGUUGGCAAUCCCCGAAGCUCUGAACACAAUCCAAAGAGCAGAAAAGGUUCUGUUGGUGCACUAUGGCCCUUGGAAUGAUGAGAUCCAGGAGCUCCAAAAGAUGAAAUCCUGUUUAAUGGACUUGCUGCCCAUCCCCAUGGGACCCAGUGAAUAGGCUCCCGAGGGGACCUUGACCCACGGGAAAGGACCACAUGUGGGAUGAGUUAAAGAGGGUCUGUUGCUGCUGAGCCGUUGCCAGGAAAUAGAGGACUUGCCCGCAGUCACGCGCCCAGUGCACGAGGGGAGGGGAGGACCGGAGAAGUGUUGCCGUUGGAGCGAUGCUCACCUGUGCCGAUGAAUGUUUCUUGAAAUAGUUAACUGCCCGCCAGUAAAAACUCCCAGUUCCCAGAAAAGACUUCAAACGGGUAUCUGGAGAGCCUAAGCCCUUUAAAAGCAUUUUAGCUGAUCUGCAGGCAUCUGGAUGUUCGCCUGGGGUGUUGGCUGGAUGCCACCUCACUAAAUGAUGGUAGUUUGCUUCCCUGGGACAUUCCUACGGUUUCUCGUAGUAAUGAAAUGUUUGUACCACGCCAGUGGGAACUCAGACUCUGAGUAGUUGUUCUGUAAUUGAAAAAUAAUUAUAAAGCAAGGCAUGAGCGCGGCUCCUUACCUCUGGAGACACAGGUUCAUUUACGGUCUCUAGCUUCCUCAAAUCCUCUGUUAAAACCGGCGGAGUAUAAAUUGUGAACAGAGAAAUAAAUACGGGGCCAUUGCAUUGUCAGCAAUUUCUUCCUAGGACGGCAACGCUAAAUUUGUUUGCUACCAGUCUCCCAGUCCUUAUUAUUUGGCUGUCCUUCUAUACCUUCAGCAGACUCACUGACCAAACACUAAUAAAGUCAAGGUUGUGGUGAGAACGUUAUCACGCAUCCUUCCUGAGUUCUGUUUAUUAGCAAGCCCGAAAAGAGAUUGCUUUUUUUCUUCCCGACCUCCCCAAGCAGACGAAAGAAAUACAGAUUGCAUAAGUACUGAGAAGGGGGGCCAAAAAAAAAAAAAAAAGAUAACUUCAGGAGAUGCUGAGGGUAUGGGCAUUGUUGCUGUGGUUUCAAUGUUAAGUGACAAAAAGUAGGAAUGAUAGCCGUUGUCUACCUGGAAGUAGAGUCAUAGUCUAGACCCCAUCCCGGUCAGAAAGCUGGGAGAUUCUGGGUCUGAACCCUGGUUGCCCUCUCACCACGGGGGCCCAAGUCGUUCAGAUGAGGUAGUGGGGAAAAAUAUCGGAUCCACACUGCUUUGAGAGCUCGCCACCCUAGCCAUGCCCAAGAAGUGCCCGGUGGUUGCCGCGGCAUGACAAUCAGGAACCGAACAGCCCGGAAGGUGCCUGGCAGUAGCCUUUCAGGAAGCUGCGUGUUUAGAACACGGUUCGCACUCAAACAUUUGAAUGAAGGGCAGGCGGAAGCUCAUUUAUGCUUUUCUACUAACUCCCUGUGGCAAGGGCAGUGGCCAGCAAGAUGUUUUGGCAGAGCUAAGUCAAGAAGAAGAAUUCAGUCCCAUGGCCAGUUCCUUAGUUAUCCUGUUCCAAACACUUGGCGUGUUUUAUGUUCCUGAAAAAGGCUCCGUUGUUCUUUGUAAAAUAGCCCCACAUCCUUAAGAAGAUUAUAGUUAAUUUUACGUGUCAGUCCUCAUUUUAUGGGAACUUGAGAGCUUUCUUUAAAUGCCCUAUGGUGCCCUAAGGGCUCCUGUGUCUGUGUUCCUAUGGUGUUCGUUACAUGGCUCAGCAGUAACGAACCUGAUUAGUAUCCACAAGGACUUGGGUUCGCUCCCUGGCCUCGCUCAGUGGGUUAAGGAUCUGGCAUUGCCAUGGGCUGUGGUGUAGGUCACAGAUGUGGCUCAGAUCCUGGGGUUGCUGUGGUGCAGGCCGGCGGCUGUAGCUCUGAUUCGACCCCUAGCCUGGCAACUUCCAUAUGCUGCAGGUGCAGCCCU